AUGGCGCGACUCGGCAAGAAACAAGAAUUCAAGCGCAACUUCGGAUUCCUCUCUACCCUCGGCUUCGUGUCCAUCUACAUGGCGACCUGGGAAUUCGUUCUCGUAUCCCUCAGCGCUGGAUUGAUAAAUGGCGGGCUCGCGGGCUUAUUUUGGAUGUUUAUCGGCACGGUGACGUGCUACUCCACAAUCGUAGCGAGUUUGGCAGAAAUGGAGAGUAUGGCGCCAACGAGUGGGGGCCAGUAUCAUUGGACAAGUGAGUUUGCGCCAGUGCAGUAUCAGAAGUGGUUGUCGUAUGCGAGUGGGUGGAUGAGUACGCUUGGUUGGCUAGCCAGUGUGUCGUCUUCUACGUUCGUGGUAACGACGCUAGUGGAGGCGAUGAUUGACAUCACGGAGCCGGAUUUUGCGUUUCCGAAUUGGCAGUAUACGCUCAUUAUGCUUGCGUUUUUGGUACUCACGAUUUUUUUGAAUACCUGGGGGGCAAGGAGUUUGCCAAUGUUAGAAACGGUAAGUCUGUUCGCGCAUUUGGGAGGUUGGGUUGUAACGUUUGUUGCGCUAUGGGUUAUGUGCCCUAGGAAUAGCGCGAGCGACGUGUUUCUGAAUGUGGUGAACAAUGGUGGGUGGAGUAAUGUUGGGACGAGUUGUUUGAUCAGUCAGGUUACUGUGAUUUACUGUAAUCUUGGAUCCGACUCCAUCGUCCACAUCUCCGAAGAAGUCGAAGAUGCCUCCCUCGUCGUCCCACGCUGCAUGUGGUGGUCCUACAUCGUCAACGUCCUGCUCGGAAUCCUCAUGCUUAUCACCAUGCUCUUCGGCAUCGGCUCUCUCGACUCCGCACUCGACUCCACAGCUCCUUACCUCAACCUCUUCACCAACACUGGGUCAACCGGUAUGGCGCUCUUCCUCUCAAUCCUCCUCUUCCUGCUCAUCUUCUCUGGAAACAUCACCGCGCUCGCCACCUGCUCUCGGGAACUAUGGGCCUUUUCAAGAGAUAAGGGGUUCCCAUGUAGUCGCUGGAUAUCGCGCAUGAACCACAAGCAAAACGUCCCGUUUAAUUCUGUCUAUCUCACGUCGGUGCUAAGUGCGGUGUUGUGUCUCAUAAACAUGGGCUCAACCCUCGCCUUCAACAUCAUCGUCUCCCUCUCCCUCCUCGGAAUCCUCUCAACUUACAUGCUCUCAAUCGGCUGUCUCCUCCUAAAACGCCUUAAGCACGAGCCCCUUCCACACGCGCGUUGGUCUCUAGGUCGCUUUGGCCUCCCAAUCAACAUCUUCGCGUUCUUCUACUGUGGGUUUGUCAUCGUGUUUGCGUGUUUCCCGGUUGCGGUGCCAGUGGCGUUGGAUACGGCGAAUUGGGCGCCUUUGGUGUGGGUUGCAGUCAUUGUUUUGAGCGUAGUGGUGUAUUUCGUGCACGGGAGACAGAAUUAUACGCCGCCGGUAGAGUUUGUGGAGGGAAGGAGGGAGGCGGGGAAAGGAUUGCAG
This is a messenger RNA of Lindgomyces ingoldianus, 1473 nucleotides long. RefSeq names its product amino acid transporter. Gene Ontology annotation, molecular function: transmembrane transporter activity. Gene Ontology annotation, cellular component: membrane. NCBI's taxonomy places the organism in Eukaryota, Fungi, Ascomycota, Dothideomycetes, Pleosporales, Lindgomycetaceae. The record is from RefSeq and is a predicted model, not a curated record. The annotation marks the transcript as partial. The transcript is spliced from 2 exons. Gene Ontology annotation, biological process: transmembrane transport.